AUGAUCAUCGGGAUUGACGUGUGGACACAAAAGGUGCGGGAGCUUGAGGCGGCCUCAAUGCAGGACGACUUCUGGAACGAUGCAGCAAACGCACAGAAGUCUCUUCAGGCGAGGACAGGAGGGUCAGGAGCCCACGGCCAGGUGGUGACAGACGUGCAGGAAUUGAGCGAUGCCAAGGCGAAACUGUCGAUGAACGAAAAGAUGUCAGAUCUCGACGGUGAACUCGUGAAAGAAGCAGAAACCAACAUCGCUGGGCUCGAGGAAGACCUGGAGCGCUGGGAGCUUUCUCAGCUCCUGUCGGGGCCUUUCGAUCAUCGAGGCUGCUUGCUGUCGAUCCAGGCGGGGGCAGGAGGAACCGACGCGAUGGACUGGGCGGAGAUGCUGUUGAGGAUGUACACGAAAUGGGCAGAGAAGAAAGGGUACAAGAAUCAGCUGGUCGAUCACAUGCCAGGAGAAGAAGCAGCGACUAAGUCAGCGACUAUUGAGAUCGACGCCCCGUAUGCUUACGGAUACCUUCGAGGAGAGAAAGGAGCACACAGACUCGUUCGCAUCAGUCCAUUCAAUGCUCAAGCUAAGAGGCAGACGUCGUUUGCGGGCAUUGACGUUAUGCCGCUCUUGGAUGAGGACGUGACGAUGGAAAUCGAUCCCAAAGACUUGGAGAUAACGACGAUGAGA
Guillardia theta CCMP2712 is the source of this 675-nucleotide messenger RNA. RefSeq lists its product as hypothetical. Lineage: Eukaryota; Cryptophyceae; Pyrenomonadales; Geminigeraceae. The annotation marks the transcript as partial. Gene Ontology annotation, biological process: translational termination. The record is from RefSeq and is a predicted model, not a curated record. The transcript has 6 exons.